This is a messenger RNA of Saccharomycodes ludwigii, 1110 nucleotides long. RefSeq names its product methionine aminopeptidase MAP1 (gene MAP1). Lineage: Eukaryota; Fungi; Ascomycota; Saccharomycetes; Saccharomycodales; Saccharomycodaceae. Gene Ontology annotation, biological process: proteolysis. The record is from RefSeq and is a predicted model, not a curated record. Bases 1 to 1110 code for a protein of 369 amino acids. Gene Ontology annotation, molecular function: metalloaminopeptidase activity. The transcript has a single exon.
AUGUCCGUUUGUGCUGGGCUACAAUGUGGUAAAGAAACCAAAAGCGAAUUGAAAUGCCCAAUUUGCUUGAAACAAGGCAAAGAUAGUAUUUUUUGUGAUGAUGGUUGCUAUAAAGACAAUUAUAAGGCACAUAAAGCUAUUCAUUAUAAAACUGAGAAUGAUCCAUCAGCUUAUGAUCCCUUCCCAAAAUAUAAAUAUACCGGGAAUUUAAGAGCACAAUAUCCAUUAACUCCAAAGAGGGAGGUUCCAGCAUCAAUCCCUAAGCCAGAUUGGGCCUCUAAUGGUUUUCCAGUUAGUGAGCAACUGAACGAUAGAUUAAAUAAGAUUCCAGUUUAUACUAAAGAGGAAAUUAAGAAGAUCCGCAAAGCUUGUAUGUUGGGAAGAGAAAUCUUGGAUAUUGCAGCCAGCCAUGUCAAACCAGGAGUUAAAACUGAUGAUAUUGAUAAAGUAGUUCAUGAAGAAACCAUCAAAAGAAAUGCCUAUCCAUCUCCAUUGAAUUAUUAUAAUUUUCCAAAAAGUGUUUGUACAUCAGUUAAUGAAGUUAUUUGUCAUGGAAUUCCAGAUCAAUAUGAAUUGAAAGAAGGUGACAUUGUUAAUAUUGAUGUUUCUCUGUUUUAUCAGGGUUUCCAUGCUGAUUUAAACGAAACUUACUAUGUUGGCGAAAAUAUAAGUAAACAGGCUAUAAAUACCGUCGAAACAUCUAGAGAAUGUUUGAAAUUGGCCAUUAAACAUUGUAAACCGGGAGCUACGUUUCAAGAAUUGGGUGAUUACAUUGAAAAAUAUGCAAAUGAAAACAAAUGUUCUGUAGUUAGAACAUAUUGUGGUCACGGGGUUGGUAAAUAUUUUCAUUGUUCUCCAAACAUUCCUCAUUAUGCUAAAAAUAGAACACCAGGUGUUAUGAAACCAGGAAUGGUUUUUACCAUUGAACCAAUGAUUAAUGAGGGCUCCUGGAAAGAUGUUUCUUGGCCAGAUGAUUGGACCUCUUCUACUAUCGAUGGUAAAUUAAGUGCACAAUUUGAACAUACUUUAUUGGUUACAGAACAUGGUGUUGAAAUUUUGACUGCUAGAAAUAAGAAAUCGCCUGGUGGUCCAAGAUCAAGAAUUAAAUAA